Cyprinus carpio (common carp) is the source of this 1491-nucleotide messenger RNA. Its product is annotated as heat shock factor 2-binding protein-like. The record is from RefSeq and is a predicted model, not a curated record. Lineage: Eukaryota; Metazoa; Chordata; Actinopteri; Cypriniformes; Cyprinidae. Gene Ontology annotation, cellular component: cytosol.
ACAGAUGUUUUGUAGAGUCUGUUAAGAAGCUUUAUCUUUCCUUUUUUAAAAUUUAAUUUUUGUCUUUAAUGGUGAUUUGGGGGAUGGGUGACAAAUGCGCUGUACAGUCGAGGGCGCUAAAGACAUCGUUUAUAAACAUAAGAGAUCAGAGGCCGUUCGUACAACGUUAUCAAAUAUGCACUUUUCGAAAUGAAAACCAAUACAGCUAAUGUUUCGUCUGUGUCAUCUGCAGGAGAGGAUCUAGGAUCAGACUGCUUUGUUCGAGUCAGAAAGCGAGACUUGGAGAAACUGGAGGCAGAAGUCAGGACACUACGAGAGCUUAUGCCAAAAGUAAUCAAUAGUGACUAUAUUGAUACUAUCCAUAAAGGACGGUCUCUGGACGCAUUUAAAGAGCGCAGUGACCGUGAGCAGCAGCAACAGAGAGAGGAUUGUUUGCACAUCCGCUCCAGACUAGAUGUUGCUCUGAGCGAGUGUCAGAGAGAGAGACAGGAUAAGUUGGUUUUAAAGCAGCAGUUAAGGGAGUGCAAAGAGGAGCUGCAGCAGCAGAAAGCAUUUUGUACUGAGCUGGGCACUGCAUCUUGCACCCUGCUCUGGAGUGCGUCCCAAAGCGAGGAAGCAAUCAGAGACAUACUGGCUGCUGGAAAACUGGAGCCCUUCCUGAGCAUUGCAGGUCAAACCCUGGAGACUUUCAUCAAGUUUCUGAAUGACGAGGCAAAGCCACAACAGAGUUACAAUUCAAAAGAGCAUCAUUUAGUUCUGGCUCUGGCUGGCGUCAUUACCAAUAUAGCUGCUGUGUCUUGUGGACGGGACUUCUUAUCCUCUUCUGCCCACAUCCUGUUGGAUACUUUGUUGCAGCUGCUGUAUCUAAUGAAACCAGGAGUGUUUCCAAAACUCAAAGUAUUGAUGUUAAUGGCUCUAUAUAACAUCACUAUUAGUGUGAAUGGGCUGAAGCUCAUAAGUGAGAGCCCUGGACUUCUACCUCUUCUGAGCACCCUUCUGGAAGACCCUGACCCAGAAGUGUGUCUGCAGUCAUUGAGGCUCCUUCAGUCCUUACUGCUGGAGAGAGAGGUCAUGUCACACAUUACAACUGAUUUUCUGAGCUCUUUUCCACUCAGAUGUAUUCACCAUCUAGCUUCAAGCCGCCACCCCGCUCUCAAGCAAACAGCUCAGGAGACACUGGAAGAUUUGGCUAGCUUUACAAACUCCCAGACUAAAGACUCAGAGAAGGAGCAGUGAAGCCCAGGCCUUCAUACUCACUUAAAAAUGUAGGUCUAGGUCCAGCAAACCGCAUACUAAUUCUAAAACUUGGCCAUGUUCAAACCUAGAGAUUUCCAAGAAUUAGUUUUCAUUCCACAGUUUGAUAGUUUAGUCAUCUUGUACUGUCUUAGGCCCUUGAAGUGACUUCUACAGAACUUUCUAAGCUUUAUUUGUGACGUAAAUGCUGAACACCUCUAUAGAUAGAUGUGCAUGUCUUUUAUAAAAUGUGAGAAG